UUUCUUCCCCCUUUUCGUCUCCAUAACCUCGCCUCCCGGAAGCUUGCAACAGGUCAGAGGUGAGCCGCGGGAGGCUGGUGCAGUCCUUGGUGAAUAACUGUCGCGCGUUGGAAGGAACCAGAUUAGGUGAUGGUUUAGGACACCAAGGGGCAGGGCAACAGCUAGCAUUUUAAGCCAAGAUGUCAGGAGUUGGAAAUAAAAGAGCAGCGGGAGACGCCGGCACAUCCAUGCCUCCCGAGAAGAAAGCAGCUGUUGAAGAUUCUGGGACCACAGUGGAAACAAUUAAGCUAGGGGGUGUUUCUUCAACGGAGGAAUUAGACAUCCGAACACUGCAAACCAAAAACCGCAAGCUUGCAGAAAUGCUAGAUCAGCGGCAGGCCAUUGAGGAUGAGCUUCGUGAGCACAUUGAAAAGUUGGAACGGCGACAGGCCACUGAUGAUGCCUCCCUGUUGAUUGUCAACCGGUACUGGAGUCAGUUUGAUGAAAACAUCCGUAUCAUCCUUAAACGUUAUGAUCUGGAGCAGGGUUUGGGAGAUCUGCUCACAGAAAGGAAAGCCCUUGUUGUGCCGGAACCAGAACCCGACUCGGAUAGCAAUCAAGAACGCAAAGAUGACCGAGAGAGAGGGGAGGGGCAAGAGCCAGCUUUCUCUUUCCUUGCUACUUUGGCCAGCAGUUCCAGUGAAGAGAUGGAAUCCCAGCUGCAGGAGCGUGUUGAAUCCUCCCGUCGAGCUGUGUCCCAAAUUGUAACCGUUUAUGAUAAACUGCAAGAAAAAGUGGAGCUUUUAUCCCGGAAACUGAACAGUGGAGAUAAUCUGAUAGUGGAGGAAGCAGUGCAAGAGCUGAAUUCCUUCCUCAUACAAGAGAAUAUGAGGCUACAGGAAUUGACAGACUUACUUCAGGAGAAGCAUCAUACCAUGUCUCAAGAGUUCUCCAAGUUACAGAGUAAGGUGGAGACAGCUGAGUCACGAGUGUCUGUCCUGGAAUCCAUGAUUGAUGAUCUGCAGUGGGAUAUUGACAAAAUUCGCAAAAGGGAACAGCGACUCAACCGACACUUAGCAGAAGUUCUAGAGCGGGUGAAUUCAAAAGGUUACAAGGUGUAUGGUGCAGGGAGCAGUCUCUAUGGUGGCACAAUCACUAUCAAUGCCCGGAAGUUUGAGGAAAUGAAUGCAGAGCUUGAGGAGAACAAAGAGUUGGCUCAGAACCGACACUGUGAACUGGAGAAACUUCGGCAAGACUUUGAGGAGGUUACUACCCAGAAUGAAAAGUUGAAGGUGGAACUUCGGAGUGCAGUGGAGGAAGUGGUUAAGGAAACCCCGGAGUAUCGCUGCAUGCAGUCACAGUUCUCAGUGCUGUACAAUGAGAGUCUGCAGCUGAAAGCACACUUGGAUGAGGCGCGAACCCUGCUGCAUGGCACCAGGGGAACCCACCAGCGCCAAGUUGAGCUCAUUGAGCGAGAUGAAGUUAGUCUUCAUAAGAAACUGAGGACUGAAGUGAUCCAGCUAGAAGAUACUCUGGCCCAGGUCCGCAAGGAGUAUGAAAUGCUAAGGAUAGAAUUUGAGCAGACCCUUGCUGCCAAUGAGCAAGCAGGCCCUAUAAACCGAGAGAUGCGCCAUCUCAUCAGUAGCCUCCAGAAUCACAAUCACCAGCUGAAAGGGGAGGUCCUGCGGUAUAAGCGGAAAUUGAGAGAAGCCCAGUCUGACCUCAACAAGACACGUCUGCGGAGUGGCAGUGCCCUUCUGCAGUCCCAGUCUAGUACUGAGGACCCUAAGGAUGAACCCGCAGAGAUAAAACAGGACUCCGAGGACUUAUCCGUCCAGUCCUCAGCGUCAAAGUCAUCUCAGGAGGAUGUCAAUGAAGUCAAGUCCAGACGAGAUGAAGAAGAGCGAGAACGAGAAAGGAAGGAGAAAGAAAGGGAGCGAGAAAGAGAACGAGAGAAGGAAAGGGAGCGAGAACGAGAGAAGCAGAAACUGAAAGAGACAGAAAAAGAGAGAGAUUCUGUUAAGGAUAAAGAGAAGGGGAAACAUGAUGAUGGAAGGAAAAAAGAAGCAGAAAUUAUUAAACAACUGAAGAUUGAAUUGAAGAAGGCACAAGAGAGCCAAAAGGAGAUGAAACUAUUGCUAGAUAUGUACCGCUCUGCCCCAAAGGAACAGAGGGACAAAGUUCAGUUAAUGGCGGCUGAGAAGAAGUCUAAAGCAGAGUUGGAAGAUCUAAGGCAAAGACUCAAGGAUCUAGAGGAGAAGGAGAAAAAAGAAAACAGGAAGAUGGCUGAUGAGGAGGCCUUACGGAAGAUACGGGCAGUGGAGGAGCAGAUUGAGUACCUGCAGAAGAAGCUGGCCAUGGCCAAGCAGGAGGAAGAAGCUCUCCUCUCUGAGAUGGAUGUCACGGGCCAGGCCUUUGAAGACAUGCAGGAACAAAAUAUCCGCUUGAUGCAGCAGUUGAGGGAGAAGGAUGAUGCGAAUUUUAAGCUCAUGUCAGAGCGUAUCAAGUCUAAUCAGAUCCAUAAGCUGCUGAAAGAAGAGAAGGAGGAGCUGGCAGACCAAGUUUUGACUCUGAAGACUCAGGUCGAUGCCCAGUUACAAGUAGUAAGGAAACUGGAAGAGAAGGAGCACCUAUUGCAGAGCAAUAUUGGCACAGGAGAGAAGGAGCUGGGCCUUAGGACCCAAGCUUUGGAGAUGAACAAGCGCAAGGCAAUGGAGGCAGCUCAGCUUGCAGAUGACCUCAAAGCCCAGCUGGAAUUGGCUCAGAAGAAGCUACAUGAUUUUCAGGAUGAGAUUGUGGAGAACAGUGUCACCAAAGAAAAGGACAUGUUCAAUUUCAAACGAGCCCAAGAAGACAUCUCUAGACUUCGAAGGAAGUUGGAGACCACAAAGAAACCAGAUAAUGUACCCAAAUGUGAUGAGAUUCUGAUGGAGGAGAUUAAGGAUUACAAGGCACGUUUGACCUGUCCAUGCUGCAACAUGCGUAAAAAGGAUGCUGUGCUUACCAAGUGUUUUCACGUUUUUUGUUUUGAAUGUGUGAAGACGCGCUAUGAUACCCGUCAGCGCAAAUGUCCCAAGUGUAAUGCUGCUUUUGGUGCCAAUGAUUUCCACCGCAUCUACAUUGGUUGAUCCAAGCCAAGAGAAGAAGAAGAGCUGGCCAGACAGGCACUUGUUCAUUAGCCACCAAACCUCCACCUCUUCUUUCAAUUCUCUUUCCUUCUCAGGCUUCACAUCCAGGUUCUCCUUUCUAGUAGCAAGUUGAAUUUAGGGAAGAGGGACUGGUAGAUAUAAGUCUGGGAUUUUAGAAUGAAUUAGAAACAAACUCGUAUUUGUCUUUACUACCAGCUUUGUUUAUAUCCUGCUUUGAGACUAAACAUGCUUUUUGUUUGGGUCCAUCAUUUAAUCUUGGGUUGUCCACUCCUGAGAAAACAAGUUGAUAUUUUUGACAUAAGGAACAAAGAGGACAAAUGUGCUAUUAGGGGAAUGGGAAUGACCUUUUGGAAAUAAGCUAUCUGUGGGUGCAAACUUUUCUUGUUUUGGGUAGUAAAAUUUUUCAAAACUUGAAUUAUAAAAUGAUACAGUUUUGCUCCUCUUUCCUGAAUUGUUUGAAGCCUUAAUGAAAUUAUAUCCAGGAUAAUUCAAUCUUAUUUCUCAUAUACUAGCAAAGUAACUUUUAAGGUCAGCUGGCUUUCUGCUAAAGUUAUUUAAAUUUUUAAUCAUUAGCUACUUAAAAGUUUAAAUUUUUGAGGCCGGAAUAAUUUCAAACUAUUACAGCCCCUUUUGUCUUCUGAUGAAAUAAAAAUUGGGAUGAGGAACAGGAUUGAGAUAGUGAAGAGAACUUCUGGGUACUCUGGGAAAUUAAAACAGAAAGGUGUGGGUGAGCUGAGAAUUACUCCUAUCCUCCUUUCUGCAGGGAUGGUUGUGAUCCCUAUUUUCCAGAAGAUUCUCAGUGUUUUUGUAGGACUUUAUACUCCACAAGCUUCAAUUAAAGCAGGAUUUAAUUUUCUUUUGUGUUGGUGAUUUUUAAACAUUUUUUGUUAUUACUAGUUAAUUUUAUACUUUCUGUUCUAGAAAUGAAUUCUCGUAAACAGAAGUGAUCAUCUUGGAUUAAGAGGCUGACUGUGUUUAAAUUAUUUAGUUCUCUGCUUAAAUGAAGUAGUUUCUUCAGCUGUUUGAAUGAGUCUGUCCUGAGGAGAGAGAAUGCCUACAAGAUGAUGGUUUGACUACUGAAUUCUUUUCCAUAGUUAAUCAUGGUGGAGAAGAGUCAGUAGUUUGUUUUUUAGGGAAUAUAUCACUGCCUGGCACUUUUAGGUUGAGGGUUCUUGAAGUACUAGUUUUAUAAUAACCAGUAAGCCAAAAACUUCUCUCUGAUAUUGGAUCACAGAAAGUAGAUCCCUGUUGAUCCCCACCUUUUGUUCUUUUGUACUUGUCAGCUGUAAUCAGUAAGACUUGUGAUGACUUUCAUAAAGUCAUAUGGUGUGGGCUAAGAAAUGAGUCUAAUUGGGACACAAAUACACAAACACACCUCUCCAGUGGGAUGAAGACCCGGCUCCUAGACACGUGGGGCAUUUGCAUUUACUAAUGGGCGACUUUCUCCUUGCUGCUUGCUUUUCUUACAGAGGAACCUUGAGUAUAACUUUGUUGAUUGAGGGACAAAUGGACUACUUGGGCAGCAUAUAGUUUGGGUGUAGAUAUUAAUUUAUGACAAUUAGCUAGAAAGCCAGCUGCCCAGCACCAGGAGAUUGUGGGUUUGUGGAAUGUUGUGAAGGAAAACACAUCCUAGGGGAGGCUAGUUUUCAGGGAAACUCCUCUAGUGGAGAAGUUGAGAUCCAAGUGACAGCAGUCAAAGUAAUUUCAGAUAACGACCAAGAAAGGGUGACUUUCCUUUGGUAAUCUAGUUUCUCGUGACUAUAGAAAUAGUCAGUGAAUGAGCUAUUAUGUAUUACCAAAUUUCAUUUGGGUUGUAUGUAUAUUAGUUUUUACUUUUUCAGAUUCUUAAAGAAAUUUGGAACAUUCACAGUCUCCCAAAAAUUAGAAACCACAGCUAUAGAUACAUCUGAACUUUAAAGAGAUUUCUUCAAGUAAUACCUACAAAUGUCAGUUUCAGUGAUUGUUAUAGAAGUACUAUAGGCUUAUUAAACAUUUCAUAUCUUGUAGGAAUUGUUUCUUUAAAGUUUUUCCUUUUUUUUGUUAUCCUGGAAAUUUCUCAGCAGUUUUGAUGAAAAUCAUGUUUGCUGUAUCUGAAGCAUGCAUCUUAACUACGUGGCCUAGCUCUUUUUACUUACUAUAGGGACUUUUUUCAAAGGUUUUAAGCUGUUUCUGCUAGCUGUUAAAUUCAUGAUGAAUUUUUAUUGGAUUCCUUGUUUUAUUCUUUGUCUAGAUCCACAGGCAUCGUUACUCUUCAAGGGUAAAAGUUCUGUGCUUACAGAAUGAUGUGCAUGCCUCAGGAGCAAUGAAUGUGACUUGAUAUUGUGACAAUGAAAUGAUCAUCUGUCUUUUAGACUUACUGGGAUGGUCUUACAGGACACUAUAUGAUAAUCUCUGUUCCCAGUGUCAUUUGCUAGCAUGGAAUGCCCUUAAAUUUUGUUCCUUAAGGAUUUUUCUGAGGGUAAACUGAAAUUGACAGAUAAACUCAAGUCCCAGUUGAUCUACAGGAACAUUUUGGCUAGUUACUAUGAACGAAGUCUUCCUGAGUGACUUGCAGAGCUAACUUCAGAUGUUUCCACUGAGAGUAAGCAGAACCUUGGUGGCUGGUGUGGAGGUUGGAAUAACACAUAUAUACAGGAAAUACCUGGUAUAGAAAUACUCAAAAAUUCCUAGAUCUUAAGUUUUGGAAACACCUGAUUGUCCCUUCACAAAGAAAUAUUGAGCUUUACCUCUGGGGAUUUCUGACCAAGUUUGGUCUCUUCCUAACCUUAGCAAAUAAGGUCUUAUUGAUAGCAUACUUAAUGAUUACUAAAAUUUUGCUUUUGAAAGAAUGUUUUAAAAAUCUCAUUCCCCAAAUCUAGCAAGGGCAAAUGGUAUUCAAUGAAUAUUCAUAUGAUUUGAGUUCAUUCAACCUCAUUCUGUUGCCACGUCUUCAGGAAUCUCCUUUUUUGGGUCAAUUUGUGAAUGCAAAUCUUACUGCUCAUUUGUUUUUCAUCCCCUAAGUGGAAACGGUCUUUCUUCGUAUGUGGAAGUUAUUUUUCAAAUUUUGAGUUAUCCUAAUAUUUAUGACUGUAUUUUAAAUUUCUUUAUGAUUGCAGGAAAAGGAAUUAUGAAUUCUGAAACUGUCUCCUCUGUAGAGAUAACCCAUAACAGCCAGAUCUCUUAUUGUAAGUUUUUGAACCUUAUUGUAGGGAAUGGAACCCUGAGCCUCACACGUUAAGCAAGUGCUGUACCACUGAGUUUCAUCCCCAGCUUUUUUAAUUUCUUUUUUUAAUUUAAAUAAGGAGAGUUCUUUCAUAUGGAAAGUGCUACUACAAUCACGUAUUUGAAAGGAGAAACAACAGGUACUGAACUGGAGGGAAGGGAGAGUGAGCGUCCAGCACAGCCAGGUGAAUCCAUGAUUCCAUUUCCCAUCUGUGAAGCUGCAAGAGGCCCCCUCCGCCACCUCCAGAUGAAGCGAACUGGAGCAGUCAAGCCUGGGGCAGUCAAAGUGGAGGACAGUAAAGCCUGAUGGUGCCUGGCUACCGCCUUGCCUCACCCUAACAGGGACAGUGCCACCACCCGGCCUGGACGGGACAGCCACACUUGGGAACCACACAGAUCCACUAUGCCUGGCCUGGAAUGAGAGUUCCUUCUCCGCCAUCCCCAGCUUUUAUUUAGGUUUUUUGAGAAGUAAACAAAAUGUGAAGAGUAGUAUGUUCAUAAUAACGAUAUGCUUGGAGGACUCCAAGAUGAUAAAUAUAGAGUAGCAUGGCUUGAAAGGUAGGAUGUGAGAGCUGAAAAGAACCUCAGACCACAUCCUUAUGUUAGAGAUGAGGAAAUAGGCCCCAGGGUUAUUCAGUUAAGGCACAGAAUUAUUGGAGACUUAUACCAAUAGUGUUUGUCAUCAGGAAGAUAAGAAGUAAAUAUAUUUUCUGAGUAAUUUUAAAGUCUUUGUGAAUACUUACAGAAAUAUCUAGUAUUUUUAUCCUGAUAAUUCAGAUGUAAGUAAGCAGACCUUGGGUAAGUACUGCUUUUUGUUGCCAUGUCUAUUAAGAGUUCCAGUAGCACACCUGUGCUUUUAUGAGAUUAAGUAUGUAAGAUAUAUUCAGUACAGUGCCUGGUAUUUAUUAUGUGCUUAACAAUCAAAUUGAGAGGUUAAUUUUUCUUUCUACUUACAUUUUUUUUCUGAUUUCUAGGAAAGUAAGUCUUCUAUCCUCCCUGAAAUCUGGGCCACCUAUUUUUUUGUUUUAGGACACAUAUUUUUAUCUAUGCUUAUUUACUUCUAGUAUGUCUGGCUGGUUAAAUGAUGUCAUGGCUGACUCUUUCCACAACAUCAAAAAGUUAACUGGUUUCUGUUAAUUUAGAAACAGAUGUCAUGUGAAUGACAGCCACAGCUACCUAGUGGUGAGGGUCCUGUUUUUUAGUAUGUCCCUCUUCGGCUUAAAAUUCUUGAACAUAAAGUUCCUGUAGUCUUCCAGGUACAAAUUGGAUUUAGCACAGUUAUCUUCUCCUUUUCUCUUUCCAUUUCUUAAGCUUGUCGUCUACUUUGUGCCUAUGUUUCUGUCACUUUUGAACUGUUUAAGGUUCCCAGUUCUCUGAUUGCCAUGAUUUCCCUACUCUGGAACUUUGCACAUGUUGUUUCUUUCGUUUGAGAGGCCUGUUCCCCUCCACUCAAUCUCCAAGUGCGUUCACACACAAACACAUGCACACGCACGUGCACACACACAGUCUUCUUUGUUCCCACAGUAAUUGAUGUACAUUUAUCUAGUCAGUGAACCUAAAUUGUGUUACCAGUAUGUGUCCCUCCAUUAGAUUGAGCUCCAUGGGACCGUGAGACCAGGAUCUGCUUUUAAUUUAUCUGUCGAGAACAACUAGCCCAAUGCUUGGCUCACAGUAGGCAUCCAAAAACCAGUAGUUGAAUGAUGCAGCUUUGGGUAAGUUGAUAGGUUUAUAUUCUUUAUGAGAUUUGACUUUUCAAAAGAACACAUGUGAAGAAUAAAUCAGGCUAGCAGAUUCCAUGGUAAGUGUGCCAGCAGUGAAAACUGUCUGGACUAUCAGACCUGAAACUGCUGAGUGAUUUGUGCCUGUGUUCCACUUCUUGGUUGGGCUAGAAAGCAGAAUUGAUGCUGAACACUAUUUGUGAGACUUAAGGGGCUAUAGUGAAAAUGAGUGGAUUGAUGCAAGAGCAGUUAUAUCAGCUUGUCUGUUGUGUCUGUCAUAUAGAACUGGGGGCCAGGCUGAGGCAAGGGACUAGGUAGUAAGAGGAAUUAGAGGAGGAGGAGGAGGAGGAGGAGGAGGAGGGAGGCAAUGAUCAGAAUCCUAACAAUACUGUAUAGUCACACUGCGUAUGAAUUUCUUGCAGUGACUGUUACUGGCUGUGACUUCAGGCAGGUUAGGUAAUUUCUCUGACUUGGCGUUUUUCCAUCUGUAAACUAGAGGUCUCAUUUGCCUCUUCUAGAGUAUAUCUGACUUACCUGUCUAAUGAGGCUGAUUUAAAUUUUUAAAUGAGAUCAUAGUUUGUAGUAAGUGCCCAAUAAAUGUUAUCUAUUACUGUUUUGAGAUUGUGAAAAGAUAAGACUGUGAACAGGUCUCAAGGAAACUAUACCUUCCUUGUUCGUUAUUGUUUCUCUAGUAUUUGGCAUGUACACAAACUAACAUGUUUGUUGAAUUACUCAAUGAGGACAUCAAGACAGAGUUUUUAGAGGUCUAUAGAUAUGUUUUUACCUAGAAUAUUCUCAGAUGAAGCACUUCAGUUCUGUUUCAUGAUACUUGGGCUGAGUUUUCUGAGAAUAUCUUGCUCUACUUCUUUAGAUUAUACCAAGGAAACAGAUAAAUGAUAGUAUUAAUGUGUGUCUUGUACAAAGAAGCUGAUAUCUUGGCAGCAUUUGGAUCCCCAAAGAAUGCCAGCAGGACAUCUGUAGGUGAAGUUUCUGUCUGAACAUUUAUUCCACAGUCAUAGAAACUGAAGAUGGAAAAGACCUGAGGACGUUUAGUCCAUCCACACAGUUGUACGAGAAAAGUGGCUGGAGCAAAGCAGCCCAUUUACUUCAUGCUCACAAGACAGCAUUUCAGUUCUUGGAGCGGAGCGAUUGCAAACACACUAAAAUGAAGACACAAUGCAAAUACUCUUCACAAACCUUAAGAAAAUCCUUAUAAAUACAUUAUUUUCAUAAAAUGAUCAGUGACAAAAAGAAGAGUAAGGGAAUUCUGGAGUGGGUGGAUGGAUUAGGUGAGUGAGGAAAGGAGUAACUAAAUAGCAGGUGGUGAAAUAGUUUUAACUAGAAAGCAAUUUCUUCUGAAGACUAGAUUUUCUGGUUGUCAAAAUAUGGAGGAAAAGAGGGUCAAAAGUAGUUCUUUCCCAUUAUUUUCUGUUCCGAGGAAGUGCAUAACUUGCUCCAAGGCUCUAAUGGACCCAGCACUGACAAGUCUAUCACCCAGACGAUAUAGCUCUGUUGUGCCUGGUUCUUGCUCCACUUGCCACUUUUUGGGUUGAGCUGUAUGGGAAGCGACAGCUCCCUGAAGUUUGUGCAACAACAAGAUUCAUGAAUAAUGGAGUCACCUCCAGGCACAUUAAAAACUUUUAACUUAUCACGUCCCUGUGGCUGCCGUACUUGGCCAUCCCAGUCUUCUAACAUUUCUGUUGGAGGAGUCUCCUUCCCCUUUAUCUCUGGCGUGUAUACUUUGGGACCCUUAUUCUUACUUACAUGGACUAACUAGCCCUAUGUGUUCCAGCUUACUCAUUUGUCCUCUGGUGGCGGACAGUUUGUCAUAUUUCAGGUUUCCCGAUACCAGAGUAUAAAAGGGAAUGGAGACCUUCCUGAUCUCAUGAAAUGGGAGCCCACUUGCGGGGUGGGCAAGAGCACCCUUAGCUCUUUGUAAUUUGCCAAAAUACAACCCUCCAGUUUUUUGUUUGUUUGUUUUUUUAACCUGAGGAGGGGAGUUGAGUGAACCAAGGUGGAGCAGAACAGAAAAGGGGUUUUCAGGGACCCACCCUUUCGUGACAUCUUUUUACAAAACACAACACACUGUUUCACAAAUUGUAAAACUGUUCCACAAAUUGUAAAACUGUUCAAUUACUACCAUUGAAAAAAACCAUUGUUACUUAACAUGAAGACUGCUUCAUUUCACCACAAGUGAUUAUGGUUUUUCUUUAUCCAGGACAUGGAAGUAUUUCAAGCAGUGUUGGCAGCAGUAAGGCUGCCUUCAGCCCGUGCUGCUGCUUGGUGCAUCUUGGCCACUGUUUUGGCUGGGUAGUUCCUCAGAAGAUACUUGAGGAGCAUGCACUGGUCUUUGACUCUGGAUAGGCAGGGCAGUCUGGCAUCUGAUUCCCACUGCUCAGAAUGCCUCAGUAGAGAAGCUUAAGGUAAACCCAAUAUACAAAAAUCCACUUACAAAACGGGUACAUUAAGGAAUAAUUACAUUACAAAAGGGAUCUAUACUUUACAAAAAAAUUCACCUCUGGGUUCCCUUAAAUAGCUAGCUUCUCAAGUACAGUCAGAAUAUGAAUUGAGUUAUAAAAAUGUCCAUGUAAUGUAAUAGGAGCAUGGCUAUUGUGGAUUGAGGUACACCUGUACAAAAGCCUUCUGUGCUGUGCUGACACCCAGGGGUGCUCAGAGCAGAGUGGCAGUCUCUAGUUGCAGAUGGGUGGUGUCAGGAUUCAUCUCCCACAGGCAGCUGUAAAUCUACUUUGGGGCCUGGGGUGAGAACAGGCUUUCAAAGUGAUCUGUCCUUUUUUUGUUUUUAGGGUGGGCUCAGCUGUUUUCUGCCAUUGUUGAACUGGUUGAUGGGGAGGUUGUUGAAGCUUAACUUUAGAGCCCGCAUACUUCCCUUAUGAGCAUUUCUGAGCUUACCUUCACUCCUUGGUUUUCUCAGUCAAUUAUUUGCUAGGUUGUUAUCUGAAGCUUAAAGGGUUAUCCUUCCCUGGGUAGCUCUGGGUAGAAAUGCAGACGUAUUCUGAAGUUAAGAAAGAAACUGUGAUUGAGACACCUUUCUAAUGAUCUGCGCGCUGCUUGGCUCAGUACUGUGAACUCACUGCAAAUGUUUUCAAAAUGGGUACAGAAAUGAGUGUUGAGAGGAUAAAGCAAUAAUUAAUAAACAAGGAAAUUUAGUCCUAAUUGGUGUCCUGGAGUUAUGGGGGUUGGUGUUUAGAAAGUGAAUCAGCAUAUGUCUGCUGAAGUUUAAACAAUUUCCUCCUCUCUGUGCUAUGCACAAGCCUCCCCCCCACCCGCUUUCUUCCUCACAUCUUCCUAUGCUUGGGCGCAACCAAACCCAGAGCAGUGUUUCUCCAGUAGUAAUUUUAGGAUGCCCUGUGGUUUUCAUGGCGGUGUUGGUUAAUGGUAGGUUCCGAGACCCUCACCAGCUUCUUGUCCUAUAAUCUCUGUGAAAGGCUCCUGGCAAUCAGAACUCUGAUGAGUCUCCUAAAUAACUUAAAUAUGUUAAUCUUUAGGAGCAGAGGUUCUGAAGUUCCCAAUAUUCUUUCUGCUUACCUAAGCAGUUGUACAUUGGGAAAAGGGUUUCUAGGCAGAAGGGAAGUUACUUACACCAGUCUUCUGUGGGCAUUAGAUGGAUCCUGGAGGAUAACAAGAGAAGCCAAAACCUGUACGUAACUCCUCAGAGAUGAGUGGGUGUGAGGAGAGGAGACUGAGUUUGUGAUUACUAUACAGGUGUGAAAAGCACAGGGCAGACUCCUGAAUGUUGAAACUUGUGAUGUGAGAAGGCUUAAGAUUCACUUUUGGGAUCCUAUGGCUAAUAGAUGACUGCUAAUCAGAAAAUGACCUAGUAUGUGGCAUGCAGAAUACUUAACCCAUAGUGCCAGCUCUCCUACCCUGUUAUAGGUAUUUAACAGGAACGUUCCAGCUUCAUCCUGUGGCCACAACCUCACUUUGCUUUUAAAAAGGCACACACAAUAGUGGGGAUGCUUAGCUAGAUUACAAAUGUAGUCCUAUUAGUUGCUUAGCCAAGUUGCCUUUCUGGCCCAAAAGUUUUCUUCUAAAAGUGUGGGGAUGCAUUUAUAAACUCUCUUCUGCCUGACCUCUGCUCUCAGUCACCACAUCCCUGUCCUCUUUCAUAACAGUGUGUAAACAUGUCCCUACUGUUAGGAUGGGGCCAGAGGUCAUUUUUUUCAGGAACGUCCCUUUUCUCUGAUCCAGUCAAUUCUUGCACACAGUGAUUCUAAGUUCAGUUAAUUUUUAGGUAUCCCCUCUCCCCUAAGUUUCUCUAGCAGUUAGCUGGCUCCCCACUCAGAAUGUAGAACAAAUCUAUCUUGGGGAAUUGUGUGUAAUUAAUAACCCUGGAUAAUCCUAUUCUAUAUUAAGGUUAGGACCAACAACCUAGUAAGACAUAGGUAUAAAUAACAUUUUAUCUCUUGUUGUUAAUAGUGCAGAGAAAGGGCUGGUUAAAAACCAGAAAUAUUACUGUGGCACCUGGUGAAAAAAUUAACAGGACCUGGGGUUGUCUGGUUGUUCACAGAUUCCUUACAUGGAAUUUACUUCUGACCAACUUCAGACUCCUGCUGUGAAAAGAUUCCUACCCUGGAGACGUAGGGGCUGAGCUUGGGAAGAGCUGCUGCUUCGGGGAAGAGGAGGAGAACCUUGAACAGAGGCAAUGGGACAGAUAAUAAGGUGAUGCAGUUACAUGGUUGGG
Molecule: messenger RNA, 12749 nt
Organism: Fukomys damarensis (Damara mole-rat)
Lineage: Eukaryota; Metazoa; Chordata; Mammalia; Rodentia; Bathyergidae
Gene: Rnf20
Product: ring finger protein 20
Exons: 21
Coding region: 180-3107 (975 amino acids)
Cellular component (GO): HULC complex; nucleus
Molecular function (GO): metal ion binding; ubiquitin protein ligase activity
Source: RefSeq, a predicted model, not a curated record